CAGCAGUGGGCUACCGAACUGUGCCAGACAGGGACCGCAGCAAGUAAACAAACCUAUUCGACACAUUGAUAGCGGAAGCGAAUUUAGGAUACAGUUGUUAUAUUGAUCGGGGGCUUACGUUAGCUGCCGUACACGACACGGCAGUAAACCCUUGAAAAAACUGGAAUAUUAUUACAGUAUUUGUUUUCGCACGGGAAUAGACUGCUGAUAUGCGCAUUAUGCACUGCAUCACUUUCGAUAAUAUGGACGAUUUUACCCUCGACAUAGAGUACCUCAUAUGGGAUUUAGGUUGGCAUCUAUAGCUACAGUAGGACAUUAUUCCGUUGCAUUGGACUGAAAGCAGCUGUCCUUGAGCUCCAGGAUCAUGGGCCCCAUUAUGCAGGAACGCACUGCCUCCACGGCAUUGAAACGCGUUGUUUCCAAAGAGAAGAUACGUACGAAAAAUUCUGAAAAUAACGGACCGAUUACGAGUUCAAAGAAAGCUAACAAGGUGAAGAAGGCAGGAGCUCAGCUCAAGAAUUCCCUUCCAGGUCAGGAUAAGGACACUGUGUCGACAAUCCAGAGGGGCAUUCAUUCAAAGGGAAGCAGAGUCAAAUCUGGCACUACUCGAAACACUAGCAAACUGGCAAGCCCUCAAGAAGGAGGCUUGAAGUCUAAACCACACACACACUCCUCCACACAGAGGCAGGAGAAGCGAGAGGUUCAGCGAACGUCCCCAUGUUGCGGUGAGUUAGAUCAGAAUCAUGGGGUACUGGGCCGAAGUCGGAAAGCUCUCUCUCUGCCCCUCUCCCCUAUACCUGGGCUGCGCCAGGGGCCAAUGCGGCUUCACACACACACUCAAGUCCCCACCCUGGAGUCUCUCAGGCAGUUUGAGCAGAAGGAAGUCGACUCGGACAGCGCCAGUGACCUGUCAGACUCAGAGAGACUACCUGUACUCCCCUCCCCCUGUACCCCCUGCACCCCACCCCAUCUCAACCUCCGUGCUGAAGUGAUCAACUCCAGCGACUUCCCCCCAGCCUUCCCAGGACCACACGGGGCCACGAGCGACAACGAGAGCGUCAGCUACAACUACCCUGACUUCCUGCCUCCUCCCUUCAACACCUGGAGCCUACGCCAGCUGGCUGUGUUCCUCCACACGGAGGGCCGAGGCGCACCUCGCCCCAAACCUGUGGGGCCCCUGGAGAAGUACCUGGAGAGGCUGCUGCAGUUGGAGUGGCUCCAGAUCCAGACUGUGCAGGCGGAGACCUGCCGACCUGCGGGGGGCCGUCCUAGGGCCCUGGGCUUCCCCUCUGCCACCACCACGAACGCACCUCGGCCCCACACGGCGCCACCCAGCCGCCUCAGCUCCCCCAAAGGCCUGCGGCAGUGUCAGCGCGCCUUCCCGUUUGCCCCUCACAACCCCCCCUCGCUGGCAGCACAGCAGCUCGCCCGCCUCCCUGUCUGCCCCCAUUGUCACAUCCGCUACCCUCUGUGCAACGGGAGCUGCUCCUCGUACGCCUACCAGCGCCACUCGCGCCUCAGUCCCCUGCUGGAGCGCCGAGCCAGGCCCGGGGUUCCCCCGAAGAGGAGCAGCAGUGAGAGCCGGGUCACUUCCUCUGAGAGUAGGGCUACAGGCUGCAGUGGAGGAGGACAGACUCCAGGUAGCCCCUCGGCAGGAAGAAGCCACGUCAGACACAUGCAGGCGGUUGGCAACAUCCGCAAACCCGCCCAGGAGCCAGGCACUAACGGUACAGGUCAUGCCGGUGUGAAGAAAGGCCGCGCCAGAGCCAAUUCGGAAGCCGAGGUGAGGAAGGAGUCCAGUACGGCUAAGGCAGGUGUGGAGAAACACACACACUCUGGAAGUAAACGAGAGUCUAACACGAUCAAGAGGGUCGAGAAAGACUGUCAGAGGACAGAAACAGGAAGUCAGGCAUCUAAAAGUGGGGUUAAAAGAACAGUAAAAGAGCCACUCUCUCUCUUCAAGGCACCGUUGUCUGCCAAAGCGAAUGGAAAAGCAAAGAAUGUUCACUUUAUUGCAAAGUAACCACAUUUCCUGGCUCAGUACAGGAGCUUAAAGUUGUGCUUGAUAAAGUUCUAUAUAAUAUACAGUGCCUUCAGAAAGUGUUCAUAUCCUUUUACUUUUUGUCGUGUUACAGCCUGAAUUCA
This is a messenger RNA of Salvelinus sp. IW2-2015, 2145 nucleotides long. It is a transcript of the gene fam217ba, whose product is annotated as family with sequence similarity 217 member Ba. The record is from RefSeq and is a predicted model, not a curated record. Lineage: Eukaryota; Metazoa; Chordata; Actinopteri; Salmoniformes; Salmonidae.